UGAUUGGCGUCUUGAUUGACCAUAGUCAAUCUCCUCCGUCCCGUCUUCAUCCGCCAUGUCUCCUGUGUCAUCGCAAGCUUGCUUGCUGUCUUGUAAAUUAAUUUUUGGUUUGUCUGCAGCAAUAUGUUCUAACAAGGAUACAAAAACGUUACUGAACGGCGGAACGGCGUGGUCACAGGAGAGAAAUACGCGUGAGUGACGUAAUAAUUUCUUGUGUUGAUCAUUAAAAUUCAAACGAAGGAUUUUUUUUGAGUGUUUAAACGAGAGAAAUGUGAGAAAAUGUUAUUGCCUGUCUGAGAAAGGUGUAUGGUGAGGGGUUUUACACCCUUAAAACAUAAUAAUGGUAAAAAAUAAAUAAAAUGAAGUUGGCUACUUUGCAGAUUUCACUUAUUGCGGGCUAUUUUGGGAACCUAUCCCGCGCGAUAAACGAGGGAACACUGUACUUCAAUGUGACAUGUAUGCUUCAGUGUGGCCCCUUACUAUACAUUAUUUGAGUGACUUUGGCGGGCCAAAUGAAAAGCUUUGGCUGGCUGGAUGUGGUCUGUUUGGCCUUCCUGUUGACAUCCACUGCUGUAGGCAGUCAGGAACGUAUGGUAUUCAUUGAACAAAAUGUGCAGUAUUGUGGUUGUAGUUUCCUGCACUGCAUCGUACAAAUAUGCAGUACAUGUGUUUUGCCCGUCUCAUGUUAUCAAAUGAGAAGAAUAUCAGAAAAACACCAAUGAAUACCACUCUGGCAGUGUCAGCAUAUACAUUGUGUACUAUAAUGACAGGCGGGAUGGGAUUCAUAAUUAUUUAAAGGGAUUUCUCCUUGCAGGUUGUUUGCUCAGACGAACAUUUACCAUAGGUUACCAUAGUGACAGGUCCACUUUGUAGAAAAGCGCAUGCAUGCACUGUGGAGUGUGUGCAGUUCUGGCGUUUACUUUCAGUGGCAGAGAAGACUCGAGGGACUUGGUUCAAAUGCUCCUGAACUGCACGUCGGACAACCGGACCGGCUCUUUGUUCACCUCCAAACUGAGCGCCGCUGCAGACAUGUGUGUGGGCCUGGCCAUCCUCUCCGUGGUUGUGUUGUCAGUUCUCGGCAAUGGCGUUGUCCUGGUGAUCUGUUACCGCCGCCGCAAGAAGAUGGCGGGCACCGAGCUCCUCUGCGUCAACCUGGCCGUGGUGGACUUCCUGUGCUGCGUCUGCUUCUACCCGCUCUCCAUUCUGUCAUCCUUCCGACACGCGUGGCUCGGAGGAAACUUCACGUGCGUUUACUACGGCCUGGGAUGCUUCAUCUUCGGCCUGUGCGGCAUGUUCACCAUCGCCGCCAUCAGCGUCUUCCGCUACCUGAAGAUGUGUUACAACUUGGUUUAUGCUGUGUGGCUGGAAGGCACCAACAUCCAGCUGGUGUGUUGCGGCAUCUGGCUGGUGGCCACAGUGUGGUCCAGCUUCCCUCUCUUCGGCUGGGGCGAGUAUGUCCCCGAGCCCUACGGACUGUCCUGCACCGUCGCCUGGCGCGGUUACCACACCUCCACUAAGGACGCCUUCUACGUCAUCUGCUCCUUCAUCUGUUUCACGCUGCUGCCCGUCCUGCUCAUCGUGGUGUCCCAAUGCCAGAUCAUCUACAAGGUGUCACGCUUUUCAUACGCGCUGUCGGCACGAGGCAUUCAGAACAACCUGCGGCAUGCUGAGAAACGACUCUCCAUGGUCAGCUUCGUUUACUGUCUUUGUCAGAUAUGCUGUUAUGUGAGGGGGGUGAUCACUUUUAUGGGGAUACUGUUGGUCGGUUACGCAGAAGGGAAAAUACGUUUGAUGGGAUUAAAAAAACAACAAGGCUACUCCAUUAGCAGCCCACAUACAGCAUUUUCUAGGGUCUCACCAUAGUGGGAAUAGCUGUCCAUUAAGGAAUUUGACCUCCAUUUGGGGGCUAUAUUUGCCCCUUGGGGACUUUUGACUAAUACAAUCGUCCCUCGCUCCAUCACGGUUCGAAUAUAGCGAAUAUAGUUUUUCAAUAAUGAAUUAUUGAAUAAAGGUUCGCCAUUUCAUGGUCUACUACGGCCUGUUAUUAGUCCCAAAAUGCAUAUUUAAGCAAAUGUUACGUAUUCUUGGCCUAAAUUAAGCAUUUUCAAGCUUAAAAAUGUUGUAAAUGAACUAAAAUACCAAUACAGUUUAAGGCAAUAGAAGACCUUGAUGAACUGGCCGCUAUGGAGUCUCUAGCAACACACCAGACUUUUGCCAACAGCUUUUAUUAUUUUAUAAUUAUUUAUCUCACAACAUGCACAAUGAUAACAACAACAAUAAUAAUAAUAAUAAUAAUAAUAGUCAUCAUCACCAACUAUUACUACUACUCUGAAUCCUCGAUGUCACUUCCUGUCCACACGUGCGUAAGACAUUUAUUGAAGCACACAAGCCUUAUUUAUCUUUAAUGGCUUAUUUUUUCUCAUUUUACCUUCUAUAAUAAUAAUAUGAGUGUAAAUGUGACUGUAGGGGUGUUGUUUCUUGUCUAGAGGGCUCUAAUAAUGUCAAAAAUCUUAUUUAGAAAGUCAUAGGUAUGCUCCAAAUACAGAAAUCAAUCCAUCCAUACAUUUUUAAUGCCGCUUGUCCUCACUCGGGUCGCGGGGGUAUGCUGGAGCCUAUCCGGGCUGACUUUGGGCGAGAGGCAGGGUACCCCCUGGACUGGUUGCCAGUCAAUCACAGAAGUACGAAAAUAUUCCGUUUAUUAACAUUGAAUCCCACUUUGCGGAAAUUCACUUAUCGUGGUCGGGACUGGAACGGGGAUUCAUGUAAUAGGCCUUAUUCGGCCAUGAAACAGCGAUCAUUUACUCAUGAAUUAACGUUUGAAAAACCACAAUAAAGUGAGCCCCGUCCAUUUCGGUAGAUUUUUCACAAACCAGCCGUUACAUCUUAGAGCAAGUGAAGAUUCAAGAUUUGAUUGACAUGCGCAGCUUCAAGAAGAUACAAUACAAUAACAAAUGUUUAAAUUGUAGCGCGGUUAACCAGACUAGAAACGUACGUUCACCGCUACGUUGGAACCUACACUGUACUGCAUUUCCUAUGAUCUGUUAUAAGACUACGGGACUGCUAUUCUGCUCGGGCUAUUAAGUGUUUUGAAUUUCGAGUUCAUUUUAAAUGGUUUUUCCUUUGUCAGGAAAAAACAUGGUUUCAGUUGAAGAAGGCAACAAAGCUUGUACAUGCAGUGUAUAUGGCAGAACAGUAACAAUAUGCUUUGCUUGCAGGCCCAUAAUGAUAAGAAUAAUCAUGUGGACCAUUGCCUGCAUUCGGGUAAACAUUCCCUUUUCAAAAGAAUAAAGGAAAAGAAGCAAAAGGAAAGACGCUACAGGCGUUCCCUUUUGUUGUCCCAAAAUGGUCCCAAGCCAUCUUUUUGUCCUCCAUGUAUGAUAAUAUAGCUCUCUUUUAUUUGUCUU
Messenger RNA from Dunckerocampus dactyliophorus (ringed pipefish), 3404 nucleotides. It is a transcript of the gene opn8c, whose product is annotated as opsin 8, group member c. Gene Ontology annotation, cellular component: membrane. Lineage: Eukaryota; Metazoa; Chordata; Actinopteri; Syngnathiformes; Syngnathidae. Gene Ontology annotation, molecular function: G protein-coupled receptor activity. The coding region runs from base 886 to 1863 and encodes 325 amino acids. The transcript is spliced from 3 exons. The record is from RefSeq and is a predicted model, not a curated record. Gene Ontology annotation, biological process: G protein-coupled receptor signaling pathway.